AUGUCUCUUUCAAACCGCGCCUAUGAAGCAGAGGAGGCCAUUAAGGGUAUGGAUCUCUGGGAGGUCAUACCCAACCUCUUCGACCAAGAGACCAAUCCCGAUGGUAUUGUGAGUUUGGGCGUUGCGGAGAAUACCCUCAUGCACGAUGUUCUCCGGAAGCACAUCCACGACAACUUGGCCUUGUCGAAUCCGGCGUUCACUUAUGGAGACGGAACAACGGGUACGAAGCAAGUCAAAAAGACUGUCUCGCGGUUCUUGAACAGGCAUCUCAAGCCGUUCAAAACUAUUGAGCCGGCGCACAUCACCAUGACCAAUGGAUGCAGUGCUGCUAUCGAGCAUUUAUCGUGGGCUGUUGCGAACCCUGGAGAUGGGAUUCUUCUUGGGCGACCCUACUAUGGCACCUUUGUUCCGGAUCUUACAGCCCGUUUCGGAGCAAAACUUCUCCCAGUUGCAUUUGGCGAAGUUGAUCCCCUCAGCGAGGACGCAAUAGCCGAGUAUGAGAAAGUCAUACUUGAAGCUCAAACUCAGGGGACCAGAGUUGCAGGUCUGGUCAUCAGUCACCCACAUAACCCCCUGGGACGUUGCUACUCUCGCAGUGUUCUUGUCGCAUUUAUGAAGUUGUGCCAGAAGUACAAACUGCACUUUAUCAGCGAUGAGAUCUAUGCACUGUCUGUCUGGACCAACACCAUUGGUCAACACCCUCCAUCUAUUCCCUUCGAAUCUGCUCUUUCAAUUGAUACCGCAGACAUUAUCGAUGCUGAUCGUGUGCAUGUUCUCUGGGGCAUGUCCAAAGACUUUGGCGCCAACGGUAUCCGAGUAGGCACGAUUGUGUCUCAAGCCAACAUGUCUCUGCACGCUUCUAUAGUAGCAGUUGGACUUUACAGCUCUGUGUCAUCCAUCUCGGACCAUGUCACAGUCAAUAUAUUGGAAGAUGAUACCUUUGUCGAGUCAUAUAUUGCUGAGAACCAAAGGAGGCUAUCAGCUCAGUACAUCCGUGUUGUCUCGUGGGCCCGCAAGAACCAGAUCGACUACGCUCCAGGUGUAAAUGCUGCCUUUUUCCUGUGGGUUGAUCUGGGCAAGUAUUACAUGGAAAGACAUCCUGGGUUAGAAACCGAUGACAUUACGGAUCUUAUCAUGAGCAAGAUGAUGGAAAAGAAGGUCUUCCUGGCAUCUGGAAAGGCGUUUGGUUCAGAGAAGCCGGGCUGGUUUAGGAUUGUGUUCUCGCACAAUGACGUAUACCUUGAUCUGGGUCUUGAACGGGUAAUCGAGGCACUGUUGUAA
This is a messenger RNA of Fusarium venenatum, 1281 nucleotides long. Its product is annotated as pyridoxal phosphate-dependent transferase. Gene Ontology annotation, biological process: amino acid metabolic process; biosynthetic process. Gene Ontology annotation, molecular function: transaminase activity; pyridoxal phosphate binding. Lineage: Eukaryota; Fungi; Ascomycota; Sordariomycetes; Hypocreales; Nectriaceae. The record is from RefSeq and is a predicted model, not a curated record.